Messenger RNA from Penicillium antarcticum, 510 nucleotides. Its product is annotated as siderochrome-iron transporter MirB. The coding region runs from base 1 to 510 and encodes 169 amino acids. Gene Ontology annotation, molecular function: transmembrane transporter activity. NCBI's taxonomy places the organism in Eukaryota, Fungi, Ascomycota, Eurotiomycetes, Eurotiales, Aspergillaceae. The transcript is spliced from 3 exons. Gene Ontology annotation, biological process: transmembrane transport. The record is from RefSeq and is a predicted model, not a curated record.
AUGGGAUGGGGCCAUGGAAUUGGGGCAAUCAUCCUGCCGGUAUUCGCAAUGCCCAUAUAUGGCUUGCUGGCCUAUAACCUGCGCCGAGCCGAGAAGGAAGGAAACCACCCCCAAAACGUUCAAUGUGCAACAACUUUGGAUAUACAGUCCCAGGGGGGUUUUCUGUUCGCUGGUGGCUUCGUCAUACUUCUCCUUCCCUGUACAUCAGCCAGUACUGCUCCCCAUGGCUAUCAGUCGGGCUAUAUCAUUACCAUAACUGUGGUGGGUUGGAUUAUUAUUAUUGGAUUUGGAUUAUAUGAGGUUUGCCUCGCUCCCGUGCCGUUCCUGAAAUACAAGAUUCUCACCGACAGAAUUAUCCUGAGUGCAUGCCUUCUGGAUAUGACAUAUCAGAUAUCUUGCUAUUGCUAUGCCAGUUACCUCUCAUCCUUUCUGCAGGUGGUGUAUGAGCUAGACGUUACCACAGCUAGAUAUGUCGGCAACACCUUCAGCGUGGUCUCCUUUGUCUUCUGA